AUGAACAUGACCCUAAUGGCGGUCCCGAAAACCUUUGUGGAAAAUGCAGUUGUUCUCAUUAUGUAUUGCAAGAUCGUUUUACCGCACAAACUUAGAUAUUUGGAAAAUAUGUUGAACGCAGAGGUUGUGGCAAAAGCAGCCCGAAUACGCCAACGAAUAGAAGCCAAUCCAAACAUUCAAGACAGUGAGAAGGGAUGGCCGUUACUCCUGGCCAAAUAUCAAGCCGACGAUAAAAAGAACGUACAAUACAACGCCUACAACAAUAUUUAUAAUCGACAUUUGCCCAAAGUAUUCUGUGGUAUGUUGGAAACGGCAAUUCAUCCUAAAAGGGUGAGGGUCCUCCCUAGCCCUCUGGCCAAACGCUCAAGAUCAGAAACUUUGUGGUCAUCCUUGGAAAUUAUCACUCCAUCAACUCCAUCCAUCUCUCGUGAACAAGAGGCCCCGUCGUCGGUGCCAUCACCUGCCCUAUACGUUGAAUGUGGUGCGAACAGCGGGACGAGCACAUCGACGACCAAACGAAGUCUGAGCGUAGUGAUUCAGUCCAAAGUAAUGCCCCGAUUGGCAAGGAUGUAUAUGGACGAAGAGAAUGAAGAAGUUGAGGAAGGUUUCGUCAACACUUCCAUGGCGUGGCCUCCUCAAUCGCCUUAUUCAUCCGUUUGUGACCCAACACCCGCCUUGCCGAUACUCCUUUCACUGACGCCCGUUUCACCGACGCCCGCUUCGACGACGCCUGUACCUCCGACUCCUAUUGUGAAGGGCAAUAAAUUUUCAUUAGAAUGGAGAGCGUUUCCAAUGCCUCAAUUUGAAUCUUUUUUUUUUUUGUCGCUUAGUAAUGCGUUACGCAUAUCGCAUAUCAAAAGCGCACAUCAGUGCACAUCACUGGUCUGGUUACCCUAGCCAUCCCCUCCAAUGCAGUGGACACUCGAGUUUUGAACAACUCACGGGGUUGUACUAACCUCCUUUAUACUCUUACCAGCCUCAAGCCUGAAAGUGAGGGUCGUCCGUUCCCCACCUCCAGAGGACGCGUAGCGACCGGCAAUACCCGCCGGCCACGAACCCCUCGACCGCGUCAAUCUUGGGCUGGGUGUUUUUUAGUGUGGUUGUCUCCACUCGAGGACACCCAAUGAAGGGCAGCCCCACCCCAGCUCCGCGCUUGCAGAGUAACGGGGUCGGCCGGUGGUUGCCGAAGCACCGACUGAUCAUGGCUUCAUGACCAGUCGGCCCACCGCCCUCGCUGGCACGGCCGCUACCCGGGUUAACAACGACCCGGCAACGACGCCCCCCCCCCCCCCCGCAGGGAGGAUCGAGCCCACCACCACCGCGCCCGUCAGCUACCCGGAAGAAGUCCAGGACGCCUGACGGGCUCCUCUUUGUCACUCGUUAGCGCCACCCGGGGGACACGUGCAGGGUAUCAAAGGGCCAACGCCUGCGGACGUGAGUGACUCGUACUGAUAUAUCGUGUAUUGUGUUAUUAUUUUGCUGUAUAAAAAAAAAUUAUGGCGCGCAAUUUAACAAAAGAAUAAAGAAUUCGAAUAUUAGUUUUAAGUGGACAAGGAAGAUAUUUUUUUAUAUAUUUAUUUGAAGGAACUGGGCAGGACUGGGCUAAUUAUCUGAAGCCGUAAUUGGCCUGGAAGUACACAAGGCCAAUUACGGCUAUCUAACAGAUUACAAUAUUGUUAUUUAUCGAACAAGCAUACGAGUGCUCCAUGAAAAGAAAAACAUAUGAUGAAAAUUAUUUAAAAAGAGCUUUAGAUGCUGUGCAAGGAGAAAUGUUAG
Molecule: messenger RNA, 1776 nt
Organism: Diatraea saccharalis (sugarcane borer)
Lineage: Eukaryota; Metazoa; Arthropoda; Insecta; Lepidoptera; Crambidae
Source: the annotation of a GenBank genome assembly